Molecule: messenger RNA, 549 nt
Organism: Penicillium mononematosum
Lineage: Eukaryota; Fungi; Ascomycota; Eurotiomycetes; Eurotiales; Aspergillaceae
Product: CIA30 family protein
Exons: 2
Coding region: 1-549 (182 amino acids)
Biological process (GO): NADH dehydrogenase complex assembly
Source: RefSeq, a predicted model, not a curated record
AUGGAAACCCCUACCAAUAAAAUCAUUUUCGGUCCAGAUUGGGACCUCAGUCGCUGGACCUCCUCCGAUGAUCGCGUCCGUGGUGGAUCAUCAGUGUCAAAUCUCGAGCUUACCGCGGAAGGGGUACUUUUUCACGGCAACCUCGACAUCGAGACACUUGGGGGUGCCGGCUUUGCCUCGCAACGCACGGUCGAAGACGAACAUAUAUGGGACCUCAGCGGAUACGACGGUGUUGAGCUACACAUUGUUUCAUCGGACAGAAAACGAUACACUUUCACCCUAACAGACGAAAUCCCACACCGGCGGCCAGACGCUCGUGAACAAAGUGCUCUUGUCUGGGAAUACGAUUUUUGCGCGAGUGAGGCAGGGCGCGAGGUGCGUGUGUCAUGGAAGGAUCUGAAACCGACAUACCGGGGGAAGCCGGUAGAAGAUGCGAGCCUUAACAUUCAAUCCAUCGGAGUGUUCCGCGAGAGCUCCUUGGAUAAUCCUAGUGCGACAAAGGAGUCCAUGGACUGUGGUGGCGAGAAAACGGAGGUGAAGGAAACUUGA